This is a messenger RNA of Tachysurus fulvidraco (yellow catfish), 2992 nucleotides long. RefSeq names its product pleckstrin homology domain containing, family D (with coiled-coil domains) member 1 (gene plekhd1). Lineage: Eukaryota; Metazoa; Chordata; Actinopteri; Siluriformes; Bagridae. The record is from RefSeq and is a predicted model, not a curated record. The coding region runs from base 101 to 1570 and encodes 489 amino acids. The transcript has 13 exons.
CUGACUCUCCUGCUAAUGUUAACCCCUCCACCCACUUCUAUGAGAACGACGGCCAUGUUUAUUCUCCUUUAAGCUCUUUUCAUUUCCUUCCUGGAUCUCCAUGGAGCAGCCGGACUCUAGCAUCCUGUACAUCAGCAGUAAAGUGCAGCUACACGGUGUGUUGUGGAAAAGAUCCUCCGGAAGACAAUCAGCUAAAUGGGCUCGAAGAUUCUUCGUUAUCAAAGACAGCUUCCUGCUCUACUAUGCUGAGAACGAAAAAAGAAACUUCGAAGCUAACAGAUACUUCAACAUUCAUCCAAAGGGAGUUAUCCCUCUAGGAGGAUGUGUGGUCGAGCCAAAGGAGGAACAAGGCAUGCCUUAUGCCAUAGUUAUAAACCAUGAGGAAUUUAAUGGAGACAUAACGUUAGCAGCAGAGUCCGAGUCCGAGCAGAGCCAGUGGCUGGAUAUGUUAGAGGAGUCCGGAAAAGUCACAUGGAAAAAUGCCCAGCUAGGCGAGGCUAUGAUUGAGAGUCUGGAGGCUCAGGGACUGCAGCUGGCCAAAGAGAAACAGGAGUACCUGGAUAAACUCAUGGAGGAGACUGAGGAACUGAGCUUACAGAGAGAACAGAAGGCGGAGCUAGAACGGUUGAAUCAGGUGCUGGAGGAAGAGAAGCAGAGGUUUGAGGAAGUUCUUACGGAGCUAAGAGCCGAGCAAGAGCAGAUCAAGAGGGAUUUGGAUGGAACAGCUCGGUCAAUGAAAGGAGUUGAGUCUGAGAAAGAAGAGCUGAACAGACUGACCACUAGACUACAGAAAUCUCUUGAGGAGCUGUCUAAGGAGAAGCAGCGUACUCUGGAUAUGCUCAGAAAGAAAGAGAUGGACAGGAUUGGCUCUAAGGACCAGGCUUCUGCUCCCGAACCUAAAUGCCCCAAACCACAGGAGCAGCUACAGGGCAACCUGAGAAACAUCGAGGAGCACAUGAUGUGUCUUCUCUGUGAAAAGAAACAGGCAGAAGAGAGGCUGAGAGAGAAUGAGCAGAAAGCUUAUGUACUGCAGGAGGAGAGAGAGUUUUACUCAGCUCAGGCUCAAACGCUUCAGCAGUCCCUCAGUCAGCUAGCAGCUGAUAAACAGCAGGCUGAAGCUGAACUGAAGGCUGAGAUGGAGUCAAGGGCAGAGAUAGAACGCAGGCUGAAGAUGGCAGAGGAGGCCCUGAAGAGCCUGGAACAGGGUUUGAACUGUUUGGAACGCAGCCGCGAGAGAGACGAGAGGAUGAUGGGAGAUGUCGGCCACCUCCGCAAGUUCUUUGAGGAGUGUAUCUCUGCUGCAGAGAUUGAAGCUAAGCUACCAGCCAUCAUGAAGAACUCUGUGUACCUACAUAAAGCUGCCGCUCGCCGAAUUAAAAGCUGUCGCAUCCAGAGACAAGCUUCCAGGCAACACUGGCGGAAACACUCGCUGUCAUUUGCUGGUUCACAUGGUGAGACAUCCAGCAUGGAGGACCUGAAAGAGACCACUCGACGUCUGACUUCAGACAGCUGCUUUCGACAGCCCAGCAAAGCCAUCAGCAGACAGAGCACAGUGCAGUCUGAGGACUGAGAUCAGUGUGACGGCAACCCGUUUCGAUCAGCGAUCAGUGAGGAAAGAUUUGCACAUGUUUUUGUAACUCGAAUGUUAAGUUAGAGAGGUUAGUGUUACAAGAGCACAAGGAUUAGUGAUUCGAUUCAGUUCAACUGUAUUUGCGUAGCGCUUUUAACAAUGCACAUUGUCACAAAGCAGCUUUACAGAAAUGUCUAUAUUUUAUAUUUAUUACUAAUGAACUAACCAGAGGCGACGGCAGCAAGGAAAAACUCCCUGAGAUAUUAUGUUAUAUGAUAUUAUGGAUCGUUGUUGGAUAUUUUCGUUCUUUGUAUGAAAAUCUCUUGCACUAACAGAUUCCGAGUGAGAGUCGAUCCACACCCUGGAAAAUGAAACGUCUUUAUAGGACCUCUUUCUCUGCCGUUUUAAGUUAUUACUCAUUAUAUACUGUACAUUAUACUGGACAGAGUUUCAUCGGUUUGAUCACAAAUUUAUAUUCCCCAGUUGCGUCUUCAGGAGGUGUUCAUAUUUAUUUAUUUUAGUCCACGUACUUGAUUAUGUGUCUGUCUUAAGCAUUUCAAACACAACCUCAGAUACAUUGUAGAAAUUCAUUCAUAUUAUUUAGGACAUUAAUACUGAAAUAUUCGUUUAUCACUUGCUUAAAGGACACUGUACUAUACUUUUAAAUAGAAUGAUAUACUGUAUUUUUACAGGACUACAUAUUAAUAACAGUAUAUUACUGUAAAAAAAACUGUCAUUGCCAAGUAUACAUUACAUAAAUAACUUGUAAAACUUGUAAAAAAAUAUUUUAAAAAAGUAAUACAAAUAAAUAAUGACAUGAAUCUCAUAGUACAUGUGUGUACAGGUUCUAACAUAUAUAUUAAUGUUUACUGAAAACUUAUAGUAACUUGCUAAAAUAAAUGCAUUUUAAAGGGUGAGGUAAAUAAGAUACCUUUACACAAUAGGAACAAUAACACGAUCAGUGGGCAUGUGUCCAUUUACUUAUUUUAUUUCUAUUAAUUAAUUAAUUAAUUGAUUGAUUGAUUGAUUGAUUAAUCUGUUUGUUUAUUUAUUUAUUUUUGGAAAAUAUAGAAUUAAAUAUAAUUGAAGAAAUGGAAAAUAAACACAAGAAAAAUGAUGAAUGAACAGUGAUAAAAAAAUGUAUCUCUUACUGGGAUGAAUAAAGUAUCUAUGAAUCUCUAGACAGACAGACAGAAGACAAGUGACGGACAGAGACAAACGAUGGUUAGAUUGUAUCUAUCUAUCUCGAGACAGACAGACAAAACAAGCAAAUAUAUAAACAUGAUAGAUAGAUAGAUAGAUAGAUAGAUAGAUAGAUAGAUAGAUAGAUAGAUAGAUAGAUAGAUAGAUAGAAAGAUGGAUGGACGCACAGACGGAGAGAGACAGACAAUGGAUAGAUUGUAUCUAUCUCUAGACAGACAA